AUGUUCAUAGGCAACAAUCAAAUAACAAAGAAAGCUGUGGAUGAUAACCGUGUGGGGCCACUUUACAAGCAUAUUUUUCCUCCAGCUUUAGCGCCAUGGCUUUCAUUCGUUGGGUUGCCGUGGAAGAGCAAGUGGAUAGCUGGUACUCUGUGUGGUCGGCUUUCACUUCCUUCUCCCAAGGAGAUGAUGGCUGAUAUUCAAGCUUUCUACUCAUCAAUGGAAGCAUCUGGCACUCCAAAGCGGUAUACUCAUAACAUGGCUGGUUAUCAGUUCGAAUAUGACGAUUGGUUGGCUGCUCAGUGUGGUUGUCUGCCGACUGAAGAAUGGAGAAAGCAGAUGUAUGUUGAAACUUCCAUGAGAAAGAGGUCUCAGCCUGAGACAUACAGAGACCAGUGGGAAGAUGAACACUUGGUCAGACAGGCACAAGCUGAUUUUUCACAGUACUUUUCAAAAGUUCCCAGUAGCUAGAUAUCAAAAUCACCCUUCUAAUUGGUUGAUUUGUUGAUGGGGUUUGUUUAUUGUUUAAUCCUUGAUUUUCUCAAAAUCAUAUAGACUGGUGAAUAGUGGCAACGCAGUGUCACGAGUCUGUAAUUCUCAUGAACGUAACACUUGC
Messenger RNA from Coffea eugenioides, 613 nucleotides. Its product is annotated as flavin-containing monooxygenase FMO GS-OX-like 5. The transcript has 4 exons. The record is from RefSeq and is a predicted model, not a curated record. Lineage: Eukaryota; Viridiplantae; Streptophyta; Magnoliopsida; Gentianales; Rubiaceae. Bases 1 to 468 code for a protein of 155 amino acids.